GGCCCUGGAGAUGAUGACCACAGAGACAGGUGCCACAGCUGACCCCGUACGCCUGGGAGGCUCAGCCUCCAGCAUCAUGAAUAAAGUUCAGGAAAUCAUUGGAGAGGUCCCCCAGAAGCAAUUAUCAGUUGAGGACCUCCGCAGGAUGAGGGAACCCGUCAAGCGGCUGGUGGAGGCUGGCCGGGUGUUGGCCGUCCAGGAAGACCAAUAUGGCCGCCGCUUCGCCAGAAUAACUCUACAAGAGGGACAGCUUUUCCUCCACCCACUCAUGCGUCAGCCCACGCCCUCCCACGCCCACACCCUCCAGCGAGUAAUCACACUAACAACCCAUGUGUUUGGUAGUCCAAUGCACACGCCCCAGACAAUCAAGCCACGACAUGGGAAAAGUAUUACAACGUGGAGUUCUGCUGAGCACACAAGGAUUUCUUGA
Molecule: messenger RNA, 430 nt
Organism: Procambarus clarkii (red swamp crayfish)
Lineage: Eukaryota; Metazoa; Arthropoda; Malacostraca; Decapoda; Cambaridae
Source: RefSeq, a predicted model, not a curated record